This is a messenger RNA of Anguilla anguilla (European eel), 3366 nucleotides long. Its product is annotated as forkhead box protein P2-like. Gene Ontology annotation, cellular component: nucleus. The coding region runs from base 30 to 2081 and encodes 683 amino acids. Gene Ontology annotation, biological process: regulation of transcription by RNA polymerase II. Lineage: Eukaryota; Metazoa; Chordata; Actinopteri; Anguilliformes; Anguillidae. Gene Ontology annotation, molecular function: RNA polymerase II cis-regulatory region sequence-specific DNA binding; DNA-binding transcription repressor activity, RNA polymerase II-specific. The record is from RefSeq and is a predicted model, not a curated record. The transcript has 16 exons.
CUCUCGAUCGUUCCUAGGCUGUGUGAGUGAUGAUGCGGGAGUCUGCCACGGGGACAGUAGGCCCCGGUUCAGAGAGUCCGCGCGGGCUGAGCGCUGUGCGCGGACAGGUAGACGCUGGCGGUAGGGACGGGCGUCCAGGUGACUGCGGCGGUGGAGGGAGAGUUCCGGAGCUCCUGCACCUGCGGCAGCAGCAGGCCCUACAGGCAGCCAGACAGCUCCUCCUCCAGCGGCCCGGCGGCGGCCCGACGUCCCCAAAGAACCGCGACAAACAGCCUCCGCUGCAGGUGUCGGUGGCCAUGAUGAGUCCGCAGGUGAUCACCCCCCAGCAGGUGCAGCAGAUCCUCCAGCAGCAGGUUCUGUCCCCCCAGCAGCUCCAGGCCCUGCUGCAGCAGCAACAGGCCGUCAUGCUCCAGCAGCAACAUCUGCAGGAGUUUUAUAAGAAGCAGCAGGAGCAGUUACACCUGCAGCUCCUGCAGCAGCAGCACCCGGGCAAGCAGGUGAAAGAGCAGCAGCAGCAGCAGCAGUUGGCGGCGCAGCAGCUCGUGUUCCAGCAGCAGCUCCUCCAGAUGCAGCAGCUCCAGCAGCAGCAGCACCUGCUCAGCCUGCAGCGCCAGGGCCUGAUCUCCCUGCCCCCGGGCCAGGCCCCCUCGCUGCCCGGGCAGACGCUCCCGCAAGCUGGCCUGAGUCCUGUGGAGCUGCAGCAGUUAUGGAAGGACGUGAGCGCGACGCACAGCAUGGACGAGGGGGCCAUUAAACACGGCGGGCUCGACCUCACCACCACCGCCAACUCUUCCUCCUCUUCCUCCUCUACCUCCUCCUCCGCCGUCUCCAAAGCCUCUCCGCCCAUCUCCCAUCACCCCUCCAUGGUGAACGGCGGCCAGUCCUCUGCGCACGGCUCCAGACGGGAGAGUGUGCUGCAGGAGGAGACGGGGGCGUCGCACUCUCUCUACGGACACGGCGUCUGCAAGUGGCCCGGCUGCGAGAGCGUCUGCGAUGACUUCGGACACUUCCUCAAGCACCUGAACAGCGAGCAUGCGCUGGACGACCGCAGCACCGCGCAGUGCCGGGUGCAGAUGCAGGUGGUGCAGCAGCUGGAGAUCCAGCUGUCUAAGGAGCGCGAGCGUCUCCAGGCCAUGAUGACCCACUUGCACAUGAGACCCUCUGAGCCCAAGCCGUCUCCCAAACCGCUCAACUUGGUUUCGAGUGUCACCAUGUCUAAGAACCUGCCGUCUGCGUCCCCUCCAAACUUACCUCACACCCCGACCACGCCCACGGCCCCCGUCACCCCCCUGUCCCAGGUGCCCUCUGUGCUGAACCCCGCCAGCGUGCCCAGCGGGGGCGCCGUCCGGAGACGCCACUCCGACUCCAUCAAGCACUCCAUCAGCCUGUCCUCAGAGAUCGCCCCUAACUACGAGUUUUAUAAGAACGCAGACGUCAGGCCGCCGUUCACUUAUGCAACUCUCAUCAGGCAGGCCAUCAUGGAAGCCAGGGACAAUCAGCUAACGCUCAACGAGAUCUACAGCUGGUUCACCACCACGUUCGCCUACUUCAGACGCAACGCCGCCACUUGGAAGAAUGCUGUGCGGCACAACCUCAGCCUGCACAAGUGCUUUGUGCGGGUGGAGAACGUGAAGGGGGCCGUGUGGACCGUGGACGAGAUGGAGUACCAGCGGAGGCGCUCGCAGAAGAUGACGGGAAGCCCAACGCUGGUUAAAAACCUGCCGUCUGGCCUGGGCUAUGGAGCUGCUCUCAACGCCAGCCUGCAGGCUGCACUAGCGGAGAGCAGUAUGCCGUUGCUGGGCAGCGCUGGGUUCAUGAGCUGCAGUAACUCCGCCGGGCUGCUCCAGGCCUGUGCUGAGGAGCUCAACGGCUCCCUGGACCACCUGGACACCAACGGACACAGCAGCCCCGCCUACUCACCGCAGGCCCACAGGCUACCGUCAUUCCACGUCAAGGAAGAGCCGUUGAACUUGGACGACGAGGACUGUCCGAUGUCAUUAGUAACAACAGCCAAUCACAGUCCGGAGCUGGACGACGACAGGGAGCUGGAGGAGGGCGAUUUUUCGGAGGAGGUGGAGUAGCAGGGCCGGGCGGACCCCAGCUGAUGGGGCGACGCUCGCGCCAGACCUGUACUGUGACUUAUUUAUUGAGCAUGUGUCAAAGGAACGCCAGAGGACCUCUUUACACGCCUCUACACGGGAGCCAGGAGACCGGCGGAAAACGCCCCGCUCUGUAACCUACAAAGACUUACUUCCUUAAUGAACUCCAUGGCUUGGCCAUAAAAAUACACAAAUGAACUGCGUGUGGCUCCUGUGGCCAUCGUGGUCACAGGGAAACAGGAAGAUGUGUUCUGUAUAAAAGCUGAAGGCUUUGUGAACUCUUACUGCCAAAAAUAUCGUCAAAGAUCACCUUCGCGGUAGUCACUGCAGUGACAGACAUUACCAGUCCCGUUUGAGUUGUUGCUCUCUUUAUCAUUCGCCAUUUGCACAAGUGUAGUUUCAGAACUUAGCAUCACGAGCCUGUAUGUUGCUAAAUGACCAGUAUUUUUAGUUUUUAUUAACUACUUCAUUGAAUUAUAAUUUUGGCACCGACACAUUUAAAUGAAAUCCGAUUCAUCACAUCAAUAACAGAAGAACCACAAAUAUCAACUUGCAGCUUAGAGAAAAAACUUAACUAGACUUUUUUUUUUUGUUAAACUUUGUACGUGCUGAAAUGUGACGUGCGGCAUCAUGUUGAAACUGUGCCAGCACAGUUGUGGGGGGGUGGGGGGGUGGGGGGUUGCAUUUUGUCACUAUCUGUCACUCCUCAGUUUACCUCCGUGUUCUAAAGCUUUGCGAACAGUCGAAGGCAGCAGCUAGAAACCAAAGCCAGCUCUUUCAGUGGCUGACGAGCAGGACGGUGGGGCAGCCAUCACCCCCCGGGUCGGCCCUGCCCAAACUUUAAUUAGCAUGCCGAACGGAAGCUUUCCGCAAACUACCUUUCUGAUUUAAAACUCUGGGAUUCUUUCAUUUAGCCCUGUACAAAGAUCUGAAGCGUGUUGAGCUGAUCGCUGGUAGAGGGUCUCCACCUGGAGGUCCGGAAGGGGCCAGCUCAUGGGGCUAGAGGGAUGCAGGCGUUUGAGAGACCUUGGGGGGGGGGGGGUACAGUAUGGGGGGACAGCACAUAAAUCAUGAAGAUUCUGACCAAAACAACACGUGUGUGUUUAAGUGAAAGUGUCGAUAUUUGUUGUAAAGCAUUUUGUUUUAUUUUUAUUCCAGUUUUCACCAUGCCUAUGCUUUUUGGCAUUGAUCCUACCAUUUCUCCACAGCUGCAUAAAUUGAAAGUGAAGACACAGUAACCAAACAUUAAACAUCUAGUAAAGCCAAA